AUGGAUCUUAGUCAAGCUGUUGAGUGGAGCCGGGAGAAGUAUGUGGAGUUGUGUCAUGCCAUUUUACUUGGAGUGCCACUGAAGGCCACUGAUGAUGUGGUUAGCCGUGUGCUCAGCACAGUCAAGGUUCUGGGUAGGACCCAGAUACGUGGUCGCCGUGGCGACAAGACUGGUAGGCACCUGUACAUUUUAGUGGAGACUUCUGCUGAGUUGGAUCAGAGCUUUGUCCCUCCUGAAGUGGGAACUUUAGGUGAGGCAGGUCCGUGGGCUGUUCAUGUGUUGAGUAGCUUACUGCCUGCUAGUCUUGCUCAUAAAGAGGAUGAUUUUGAAGCUAAGCUGUUGGCAUUGUUGCAGAAGGAGGGCAAGUCCAUGGGUGACGUAAAGGUGGCUGUCCUGGGCCCUCAGCCUCCUAAGCCCAAUGUCAGCACUGAUCUUGUAAAUGCCAUAGGUGAGGAAGAAUAUGAGGGCUGGAUGGAGCAGGCUACUCAGAUGCUUACUGAGUGGCAGUGCAGUGAUGCUGCUAAGCGACAGAGUAUCAUUGAGAGUUCGCGUGGGCCUGCUGGAGACAUAGUAAGGUUCUUGAAAGUCAAUAGUCCGUCUGCUACUGCUACUGAUUACUUAGCCGCUCUUGACACGACUUAUGGAUCCACUGAGAGUGGAGCAGACCUUAUGGCCUCAUUUCGCCAUACUUUCCAAAAAGAUGGUGAGAAACUUUCUGCUUUCUUGUACCGUUUGGACAAGCUUCUCCAUCGUGCUCUUUUGAGAGGAGGAAUUGAUGCUGCAGGCCUGAAUCGUGCAUGUCUGGAGCAGUUGUUCAAGGGUGCUCUCACCACUGACAUUGUGGCUUUGUGUGUGCGCGACUUCUGCACACUCCACAAGCUCCGCCUUCUCUUUCAUAGCUGA
Neoarius graeffei (lesser salmon catfish) is the source of this 903-nucleotide messenger RNA. RefSeq names its product paraneoplastic antigen Ma1 homolog. The transcript has 2 exons. The record is from RefSeq and is a predicted model, not a curated record. NCBI's taxonomy places the organism in Eukaryota, Metazoa, Chordata, Actinopteri, Siluriformes, Ariidae. The coding region runs from base 1 to 903 and encodes 300 amino acids.